AACAUUGCGCGCUAUGUCUCAGACCUCCGCGCGAAAUUCACAAGCCGUCAAUGACAGCCAAGAGUUUUCAAAAAACAACCUGGUCCAAAUUUAAAAAAGAAAAGAAGAAAAGAAAAGAAAGAAAGAAACUCGACACAUGUCUUGCCACCUUUGAAUUUAUUUUUUAUUUUUUUCGUUUAAUUUAUUCCUCCAAAGUCUCAAAGCUUUCAUCUCUUUCCGCUCUGGCCGGAAACGGAUCUCCGAACUGAAGGCUCUUGUUAUUCUCUCUCUCUCCCUCUCUCUUUCUCUCUUCUCCGAUGGAUUGAGAAGGGAACAAAAGCAAAGUUGAAAUCUUGGGGUUGUUUUGGAAUUUCGAAAAGAAUUGGGGUAAAAUGGGGGACGAGAGCACCUCCAACUCGGUCUCUCAAUUUGGAGGGAUUGAUGGGAACAAAAGCUAUGAGACCCAGGUGGUGUUGAACGUCUACGACCUCACCCCUCUCAACAAUUACACCGUUUGGUUCGGCCUCGGAAUCUUUCACUCUGGUAUUGAAGUCCAUGGCAAAGAGUACGGUUUUGGAGCCCAUGACUUCCCAGUCAGUGGAGUUUUUGAAGUGGAACCAAGGAGCUGCCCAGGUUUUAUUUACCGGUGUUCUGUUUCACUUGGCCGCAUAAAUAUGCAUCCCUCUGAAUUUCGGACAUUUAUUGAGAAUGUUGCUUCAGAGUAUCAUGGUGAUACCUAUCACCUCAUCUCCAAGAAUUGCAACCAUUUUACGGAUGACAUGGCAUGUAGGUUGACACAAAAACAGAUUCCCGGAUGGGUGAAUCGGCUCGCUCGGCUAGGUUCUUUGUGCAGUUGUCUUCUUCCUGAAAGCCUUCAAGUGACUACUGUUAAACAGAUACCUGAAUACCAUCAUGAGUCUGAAGAAGAUGGUACCGAAACUCCACCAAUCACCACCCCUCGUGUAUCAGAGGAAUUGGAUGAUGAUCAAGAGAAGCGCCUGCUGUCACCAUUGGCUGCAAUGUCUCCGGUUGCUGGAAGUGGAGAUGUGACUUUUGUUAAAGAGGCUCACAAGUGAAACAAACCCAAAUUUUUUGGAAAGAGAGGAAGGAAAAAGGGGUGUUGGGCCCGUUGUUGUUAUGGAUGGUUUACUUGGUAGGGAAGUACCUGCUCCUGUUUUCAGAAACAGAGCUGCCUGAACUGUAUUCAUUGUUGGUAUGCAAAGUGUUACAAGCAAUGCGAUUUAAGUUUUGAAUUACAUCUUUCUAAUAUUUUUGGCCAUGGUUUGCUUUUAUUUUUUAUUUUUUGAACCAAGGAAUCGGAAAGUAGAUCGUAGUUUGUGUAUGACCUUAUGAUUUGUACAUGAAGGCUUUGAACGGGAGCUGUUUUUGCGAGUGGAAAUGAAUCUGUCUUUAAUUUCUUA
Prunus avium (sweet cherry) is the source of this 1400-nucleotide messenger RNA. RefSeq names its product deSI-like protein At4g17486. The record is from RefSeq and is a predicted model, not a curated record. Gene Ontology annotation, biological process: protein deubiquitination. NCBI's taxonomy places the organism in Eukaryota, Viridiplantae, Streptophyta, Magnoliopsida, Rosales, Rosaceae. Gene Ontology annotation, molecular function: deubiquitinase activity.